This is a messenger RNA of Nematolebias whitei (Rio pearlfish), 1409 nucleotides long. It is a transcript of the gene fam50a, whose product is annotated as family with sequence similarity 50 member A. Bases 153 to 1193 code for a protein of 346 amino acids. The record is from RefSeq and is a predicted model, not a curated record. The transcript has 13 exons. Gene Ontology annotation, biological process: chromatin organization. NCBI's taxonomy places the organism in Eukaryota, Metazoa, Chordata, Actinopteri, Cyprinodontiformes, Rivulidae. Gene Ontology annotation, cellular component: nucleus.
CCAUCGCCAUUUUUCUUGUUAUGGUAGACAGUUAUCUGCGUUUUCGUGGUCCUGUAAAGAUUUGUCGUUAACUUUAGGAUUUAACGUCUCUGUUCGCUGCUUGUUUGUAUUGUUCCUUUUAAAAAGAAGCUUCGCGGGAUAAAGAAAACAAGAUGGCGCAGUACAAAGGAGCCGCCAGCGAGGCCGGCAGGGCGAUGCAGCUGAUGAAGAAACGAGAGAAAGAAAGGGAGCAACUCGAGCAGCUGAAACAGAAGAUAGCAGAGGAUAACAUGGUCAAAGCAAACAUUGAUAAGAAAUUCUCCGCUCACUACGAUGCUGUGGAGGCAGAGCUGAAGUCCAGCACAGUUGGUCUGGUGACCCUGAAUGACAUGAAAGCCAAGCAGGAGGCGCUGGUGAAGGAACGAGAGAAGCAGCUGGCCAAAAAGGAGCAGUCCAAAGAGCUCCAGCUCAAGCUUGAAAAACAGAAGGAGAAGAAGAGAAAGGAGGAGCAGAAAAGAAAAAUUGCCAGUUUAUCUUUUAAUCCCGAUGAUGAAGAGGAGGAGGAAGACGAAGAUUAUGAUGAAGACGAUGAUGAUGAUGAUGAUGAAGACAAGAAUGAAGAGGAAGAUCUGGAUUGUGGGCCAGUUAAGAAGAGAAAACUGGGGAAAAACCCAGACGUGGACACGAGUUUUCUUCCAGAUCGAGACCGAGAGGAGGAGGAGAAUCGCCUCCGAGAGGAGCUCAGGCAGGAGUGGGAGCUGAAGCAGGAGAAGAUCAAGAAUGAGGAGAUUGAAAUUACCUUCAGCUACUGGGACGGCUCCGGACAUCGGAAAACCGUGAAGAUGAAGAAGGGGAACACCAUCCAGAACUUCCUGCAGAAGGCCCUGGAGGUCCUCAGGAAGGACUUCAGCGAGCUCAGGUCUGCUGGAGUGGAGCAGCUCAUGUACAUCAAAGAAGAUCUGAUAAUCCCUCAUCAUCACAGUUUUUACGACUUCAUUGUGACCAAAGCCCGAGGAAAGUCCGGUCCUUUGUUCAGCUUCGACGUCCACGACGACAUCCGUCUGGUGAACGACGCCACCGUGGAGAAAGACGAGUCUCAUGCAGGGAAAGUGGUGCUGAGGAGCUGGUAUGAGAAGAACAAACACAUUUUUCCUGCAAGUCGCUGGGAGCCGUAUGAUCCUGAGAAGAAAUGGGACAAAUACACGAUUCGAUGAUCAUCAGAAUCGAGCUCUGGCGUCUUCGUGGGAAUGUUUUCUUGUGUCUCCUUUACUUUUUCAGAGUUUCACAAAUGGAAAUAUUUUACUUUUGUAUUUGUAGUACUUUCUCCUGCCCUCCCAGACUUAUUAAAAUCCCCCCCCCCCCCCCUGUAAAUAACCGUCGUCGUGUCGGUGUCGUAAAUGAUGGAAAUGUCGGAGCAUCUGUAUCUAAUA